This is a messenger RNA of Cynocephalus volans (Philippine flying lemur), 627 nucleotides long. It is a transcript of the gene MSC, whose product is annotated as musculin. The record is from RefSeq and is a predicted model, not a curated record. Lineage: Eukaryota; Metazoa; Chordata; Mammalia; Dermoptera; Cynocephalidae. Gene Ontology annotation, biological process: regulation of transcription by RNA polymerase II; skeletal muscle tissue development. The coding region runs from base 1 to 627 and encodes 208 amino acids. The transcript is spliced from 2 exons. Gene Ontology annotation, molecular function: DNA-binding transcription factor activity, RNA polymerase II-specific; protein dimerization activity; RNA polymerase II transcription regulatory region sequence-specific DNA binding.
AUGUCCACCGGCUCGGUGAGCGACUCCGAGGAGAUGGAGCUGCGGGGGCUGCAGCGGGGGUACACGAUCCCCGCCCCCAAGAGGCCGCCCCUCCGCGGCGCCGAGUGCAGCUGCGCCUCGCCCAGUGACAACUCGUCGGCAGAGGAGGAGGACCCCGACGGCGAGGAGGAGCGCUGCGCGCUGGGCGCAGCCGGCGGCGGCGGCGCUGGAAACUGCAAGAGGAAGCGGCCCCGUGUGGCUGGGGGCGGCGGCGCAGGUGGCGGCGCAGGCGGCGGUGGCAAGAAGCCCCUCCCGUCCAAGGGCUCGGCCGCCGAGUGCAAGCAGUUGCAGCGGAACGCGGCCAACGCCCGCGAGCGCGCCCGGAUGCGCGUGCUCAGCAAAGCCUUCUCCCGCCUCAAGACCAGCCUGCCCUGGGUGCCCCCCGACACCAAGCUCUCCAAGCUGGACACGCUCCGGCUGGCUUCCAGUUACAUUGCGCACCUGCGGCAGCUGCUGCAGGAGGACCGCUACGAGAACGGCUACGUGCACCCGGUGAACCUGACGUGGCCAUUCGUGGUCUCGGGACGACCCGACUCUGACACCAAAGAAGUUUCCGCAGCCAGCAGACUAUGUGGAACCACCGCUUAG